Messenger RNA from Pisolithus orientalis, 222 nucleotides. RefSeq lists its product as uncharacterized. The coding region runs from base 1 to 222 and encodes 73 amino acids. The record is from RefSeq and is a predicted model, not a curated record. Gene Ontology annotation, cellular component: catalytic step 2 spliceosome; U5 snRNP. The transcript is spliced from 2 exons. Lineage: Eukaryota; Fungi; Basidiomycota; Agaricomycetes; Boletales; Pisolithaceae. Gene Ontology annotation, biological process: mRNA splicing, via spliceosome; spliceosomal tri-snRNP complex assembly. Gene Ontology annotation, molecular function: U2 snRNA binding; U6 snRNA binding; U1 snRNA binding.
AUGAACUCGUCCUGUGCAGAUAUCUUGUUAUUCUCAGCCUGCAAGUGGAACAUAACAUGCCAUUUACUCAUGACUGAUAACAAGGACAUGUUAGAUGGUACAAUGAGCAACAAAUACUGGAUUGAGGUUCAGCUUGGCUGGGGUGACUUUGACUUGCAUGAUAUUGAGCACCAUACACAUGCAAAAUUCUUGGACUAUGUACAUUCUUUGUUGCUUUCCUAA